Molecule: messenger RNA, 2814 nt
Organism: Lizanozyma spartinae
Lineage: Eukaryota; Fungi; Ascomycota; Pichiomycetes; Serinales; Debaryomycetaceae
Exons: 1
Coding region: 1-2814 (937 amino acids)
Source: RefSeq, a predicted model, not a curated record
AUGGGUUCCCAGAGUGGGUACUACACUUCUCGGUACUUGAGUGAGAACCGAGAUCGAUUAGUGAAAGAAGCUAACGCCAAACCACAGCAAACGGCAUCAGCAUGGCAUACUAUAGACACUGGAAGGGCAUACGACACUUUUGUUGAUAAUAGCAGUUAUAACAGUAGAUACGACUAUAAUAACGACGCUCGAACACCAAGCUCACCUACAUAUCAAGGGUACGGGUAUAGUAACAACUAUAACUAUAACAACAAUAGUAACUCACAAAGCCCAUCCUCAAAUUAUUCCAAUAAACUGUUACCUCCAAGACCACCAAACCUGGCACCCAAGACAGUCAAGUUUAGCAGCCAGGAACAAAUCCAAACGUAUACUCGAGAGCCAAGUAUCCAAUCGUCGUCGGUACCUUCUGUUCGCAGUCCAGAUUAUAGAGAUCGUCAUUUUAACUAUAGAACUGGGAGAGUGCGAAACAUAAGUGAUGAUAAUCGGUAUGGUCUACCUAGUGUGGAGAAAAAUAAUGAUAAUAAUUAUGGGAUGCCAAAGGAGAUUAUACUUGAUGUUGAAGAUGCAAAUGAUUUAAAGGCGGAGAUAACUCCUCAAGAACUUAGUUUACUACAACAAGGAAACUACGCCAGUGGUGAUGCUGCUCCCUUUGCAGUGAUCCAAUCAGAAAAUGAUAAAUCAAGAUACUCUGGGUAUUACAUGAACCAGAAGAAAAGGUAUGAUGAAUCGCAGUUUAUUAAACCGAAUCAAUAUACUCCCAAAACGUUUCGUGAAGUGUUUAUUGAUGAAACUGCCAAUAGUAACAAGUAUAACCCUAUUGAGGUAGUUUUUGAUUCUCCAGAAGAACCUUCCAAUGAAUCAGUGAUGAAAAGAACAACUAGAAAUGUUCUGAAUAUAUUCAGAAGCAAUAAGAAUGAUAAUAGGAAUAAUGCUGCUAAUUAUAAACCAAAACAAGAUAGUUCUGCUAAAAUUGUGUUUCUAGAUGACCCUGAUGAUUAUAUUACUGAUGAAGAAGAUGAAGUGGUACUGGUUGCACCAAAAACUACUGAAGCACCAGUUGUAGCUCCAUCUGCAGCACCAGUUUUAGCACCAGUUGAAACUCAGACUGCUUUGGCACCAGCAGCUUCUAUUUAUUCUGCUGAUGCUCUUUCAACAACAAACCCAGUAGUUUCACAGCCCGUGGUAAUGCCAACGACUGUAUUUGAUAAUAAUGCAGUACAAAAACCAUCCAAGACUUCCAAAUUCAGAAGAGCCAUGAGAGAGAAACUUAGUAGAGCAAAACAUGAUUUACAUCAAGAUCAUAAGGAAUACAUGAUCCGUCAAGCAAUUCUUGAGGAUCAAUUGGAUGAUGAAGAAAAGCUCGCAAAAGUACAAGAAGAAGAAGAAAGAAUGAUCACGGCUGCAAUCAGUGAUGAAAACGAUAAGAGUGAUACAAGGUCUAUAUCAUCCGGGAGAUCUGUUAGGUCCACGUCUUCUGCCACUUCAGCCAAAUCAAAUAGGUCAGAUAAAUCUGCAACAUCAGCAAAGUCUCCCAAAUCAGCCAAGUCGUCUAUGUCUACCAGAACAAUCAAGACAUCAAAAUCAACUUCGUCCAAAGGAUCUAUGACGAAGCUGAAAGAUCUGAAGCUGAAAGAUGGAAAGAAAAUUGUGGCCGAAAAGGUUUAUAAAGCAGGUCCUAAUCCCGAAUUUUCUCCAGCUUGGAAUUAUUUGCUUUCCUGGAUAACAUAUGAGCAGCCUAACCUUGUUGAGAUCAAGGAAGGCAAGGAAGAAGGCAAGGACAAGGACAAGUGGAAAAAGAAAGAAAAGGUUAAAGAAAAGGAUAAAGAAAAGGAUAAAAUAAUUGAAGUGGUGAAGUCUGGUGAUAAAGUGAUAACUGAAACAAAAGAAACAAAAGAAGAAGAAGAAAGACGAGAACGGUUAACUCACAAAAUGGCCAAAGCUAUUUUGAAACCCAAUGUUCCUUCUCAAUAUGAUUAUGAUAGUAGGAAACGAUAUGAAGUGGUACGAAAGAACUUAACUGCCAUUGGAAGAUAUUGGAAUGAGCCUGUAAAUAGAUUUGGUGUAAAGAAAGGUACUAUUACACCAAAGGUUAGAAGAAGAAAAUCUCAACGGGUUUUAAUUGAAUAUCCUGAUGGGACAUCUGAAGAAUUUGUUAUUGAUAUACCUGAAGGAGUUGAAAUGAGUGAUGAAUAUAUUACAAAAUAUUUACAACAAUUAUCAGCAACUAGAAGUCGUUAUGAUCCAAUUGAUACCAUGACUCCCUUGAGUAUGGGUAUGGGUAUGAGGGGUGCACAAGUACCAAUAGGAGGAGUCAUUCCACCUAAUGGAGAUAUAGUCGAACCGAUUGUUGACGUUGGAGGAACUCCGGUAUUAUCUCGAAGUAAUUCUUACGGGAGUGUACCUCCAUCACCAUCUAUUAGAUCAAGAAAAUCAUCUUAUUCAAUCUAUAACCCUGACCCAAGGGUUGCUUCCAUUAGAUCAGGUACUCUGAAUGAUUCGUAUUAUUAUACGCAACCGUCUUGGUGGCCUCAAAUUGGAAGUUUUGGUGGUGGGCCUGCAAUGAUAUUUUCCAACAUUGAUCAAUUAAUAAAGUCUGUUAAGCUUUUCCGAGUGGUGUUUUCACCAUUAGAUGAUAUUUUAAUGUCAUUUCCUUUCCCAGCAGUACAAGCACUUGUGGUUUUAGUUGAGUUAUUAUUUUUGGCAUUCAUGGCUUAUGAGUUGAUUAUACUUGUUGAUAGUGUUUGCAUGAUCAUAAAAUCACUAUGUUCUCCAAUCAUAGCCAUUGGACUGGUAUUGACUACUAGAAAGGAAUAA